UUGAAUCGAGGUUUAAUGACCUCAUUCCCAGCAACACUUCUCAACGUUUAUAAAGGAAUAUUGUCUCCUCCGGGUCCGUUUCUAACGCCCAGUCCAUCACCAUCGAUCUCAGCUAGCCCACGUCUGCAACCAUCACCCUCGCUCUCACCGUUUCCACAGGAUGUGGUGCUCGUAGCCGGUGGCAAUCAAUUGAACGUUACCAGCAAUCCACAGGAACACGAGCGCAAGGCGGCGACGCCUGGCAGGCGACAAUCUAUACAUCAGUUCACCAAUGGCAGUCCAAAUGCUGGUACAGUGGUCUUUCAGCCAAGUCCCUCUCAAUCGCCGGCGGCAGCCACCACGGUUAUUGGCGUGACAACUGGUGGUGGUCUGAUAGCCACAACAACAGGUGCCGGCGGUGUUGGUGUCGGUGUCGCUGGUGCGGGCAAUGCAAUUGGCAGUGAGCUAAAUGCCACUCUUGUGGGUUCAAAUAAUAUACAACUAAACAAGAAGGGUAACAAUAAACGGGCCAACAACAACAGCCAGCAACAGUUGCUGCAGCAACAGCAGCAACAGCAACUUCAUCACCCCCAGCAGUUGACACAUCAAAUCUUUAGCAGCAACGCUGCAGCUCCCACUUCGAUAUCGACAACGACAGUGGCCGGCGGGUAUGGGGGGCCGGCCACAUCGUUUGCGACAGCAAAUGUGGCUUGUAGCCCAAAAGGUCAAGCGAAAAAAGCCGCCGCACAGACCACAUUGGUGAGCCAACAGCAGCAGCAGCAGUUCCAUCACUAUCAGAGCAGUAGUCCACUGAUAGCAGAUAGCCCCAUACCAAGUCCGAGUGGCUCGAUAACAGCAGCAGCUAUCAAGCCACCAACGCCGCAACCACCACAAGCCGUGCAGAUGUUGCCACAACAAUUCACAAUAACGGGGGGCACAACCCAACAAUUACAGCAGCAACAGCAUACGCAGCAGCCUCAGCAAGUGUUUCAGUUUAUUCAGGGACCACAAGGUCAGAUAAUAGCCACUGCCCCGCAGCCUCAAUUGCAGCAGCAAGCACAGCACCAACAUCACCCACAACAACAACAACAACAGCAGCAGCAGCAGCAACGUUUUGUCACCACCAACACGGGUACAAUUGCCCUGCCCACCACAUCCUCCACCGGUACCACCACAACAAAAUCAAGCAAAACGCCACAACAGAUUCUGCCCAAGCCGCAACAGGAGCUAACGACGCAUUCGAUUCAACAACAACAGCAACAGGCCAAAACUAAACCACAAAUCUCGCAGUCACCUCAACAUGUCACGUCCAAUGCUGCCGGCAAUCAGGCGACCAACCAGCAACAACAACAACAACAGAUUUUACUCCCGGCGACAAGUGCUCAGCCACAGCAGUUGCUGCUGAACCAAAUGCCUGUACUGGUUCAACAGAAUCCACAGGGAGUGCAGCUUAUCUUGCGCCCACCCACACCACAAUUGACAGCGACACCCUCGCUGGUCAUUCAGAAUCCUCGGGGCCAAGCACAACUCUCUCAGCCGGCGCAGCAGCAGCUGCUCCGAAUCGUGGGCACAAAUGGGGCUACCAUGCAGCUGGCUGCCGCGCCCACUUUCAUCGUGUCCUCGCAGGCGAACCUCAUUCAGCAGACCGCAUCGGCCGGUCAAUUCCAAAACGCCAUCAAGACGGGCACCCAGUUGAGUGGCCUGCACGCGGCUCUGGCACAGGCGCAGGCGCCACGAUCUCAGCCGUUCGCUACGACGGCAACCAUCAAUACCCAGCUCCUGGGGCAGAGUGUAGCGGCCCAGUUGCAGAACCUGCAGCUGGCAGCUGCCCAGAUUCAAAUGCCGAACGGGUUGACAGCCAUCUCCCAGCUGCCGGCUCAUCUGCAGCAGAGCUUAGGCGGGGCCACCAUAAAUCUGAAUCAGUUAAAUGGAGCCCACAUCCAACAGAUUGCCACUGCCUUUCAAGCGCCGCAGGCUCCAAGCACUGGAAUCGGUGGUGGUACCACCACAGCCGAGUUAUUCACUCAAUCAUCGCCAGCGCAUGUUCCGAUGGCUGUGACGCCGGAGCCACUGCGGCAAUCCACGCCGGUGCCGGUUCUGCAACAACAACAGCAGCAGCAACAUCAACAGCAGGCUGCCAUGGCCACGAUACAGUUGCAGCAGCAGCAACAACAACAGCAGCAGGCACAGAUCCAACAAUUGGAGCAUCAGCUGCAGCAGACGCAAUCCCAGGUGCAGCAGGCCCAGCAACAGCAGCCGCCGCCGCCGCCAGUUGAAGCGAAAAAGAAGCCACGUCCCCGCAAGAAAAAGCCACCGGCCGCACAGGCAAUUUCCACGACCACGAUACAGCCACCUCAAAUAACAUCGACGUCGUCGUCCAUAGUGACACCGCAAAAGAUAGCCAUAUCGGCCACGCCCACCCCCACACACACGACCAUGAACACAACGAUGCUGCAGCAGCAACAGCAGCAGCGAGCAAAAUCCCCCUCACCACCUCCAACGCAUAUCCAACGUGCCAGCAAUGGCAAACUUGAUCUCGGCGAUGUGAUGAAAUUUUGUGGAAUCACCGGCGACGACGAUGAUGAUGAGGAUUACGGUCUGGAUGGCACAGGUCUGAUGGCGUCCAGUGGCACAGCAGAUGAAACGGUAACAGCGCCAGCGACAGCAGCGCCCGCCCAAGUUCCAGUCAACGCCGCAGCAGUAGCUUCUAGCUCCAAUGAUAUCAUGAUCUCUAUACCGCACCAAAACGGCAGCGAUGGUCUUCCAUUUACAUUGACAAUACCAGCGCCACAGCCGUCGCAUACACAGCCGCCCAACGAAGCCACCGAAAUACCAAAUAUCCUAAUUAAGAUUGAUCCAAGCGAUGCGAAUGCCACAUCAUCCUCCACCUCCACAGUGGGAGCUCCGACAACGACUUUACCACCGUAUACCCUAUCGACACCACGCUUGCCUACAGCCGAGGAGAUUCAGAAACAGGCACAACAACAUUUGGCUCAACAGGCGGCGGCAGCGGCGGCAGCUGCCGCAGCAGCAGCAGCGGCCAAAAUUACAACCACAAGCACGCUCCAGACGACAGGAGGAACGCCAACGAUAAGCAUUAGCCUGCCCACGCCUCAGUCAACAGCUUCAGCUGCUCCUUCUGUGCCUGUUGCAUCGACAACGGCUGCAGUGAAGCCACGUAGAAAACCCGCCGUAAGAAGAAAUACCAAAAAAACGGAAACCAUUAGUACUCAGCCAACUGCGAUGAGCAUAAAUCCAGCAACGUCAACUACGACCACAAUCCUCAAUAGUAGUAACAUACACACCUCCGCUGCCGCCAUUAUAUCAGCUAGCACUGGGAAUGGCACUGUGAAUACCAUCACAUUAACUACUCCGGUGGUACCAGCUCCAGUAAGUACCAGCAGCACUUCGAGUUCCACUCUGAUGCUGGCCCAUGGACUGGCCACAAAUAACCCAACCGCAGUGCCCAGUCAGAUAGGAAAUAUACAGAUCUCCCAAGUGCAGAAUCAUCAUCAGCCAACACUGCCGAUUAGCAGUGCCGUUGAGAAUAAGAUUCAAAUCAUGCCCAUCCUGCCACCGGGUGCCACUGUAAUGGGCGGUACACCCGGAACACCAAUGGCCACAACAAAUCCGCCUCAGCCACAACAGACUACCACACAGUUGGUGUUUCAGCCCACACAAGCUGCAUCUGUGGCAGGCGGUGGUGGUGCUGGUGCCAAUGUCGAGCCAUCACCAACUACAGCCAUCAAGUUGUCCAAUGAUGGCCGUCAGAUGCAAUUGGUGGCCAUUCCUCAAGCAACACCGCCUUCUACACCACUGACAGCUCCGAUUGCGGCUCCUGCUCCGGCACCGACUGCCAUGUUGCCUCCGCAGUUAACGGGAAUGCCAGGAAAUUUAUCCAUAUCGGUGGGGUCACCAGCCACGGCAGCUGCUUUGGUGCCCCAACUAACUGGAAGCCUUACGUUGGCCGUAUCGGAGCAUUGUGAACGAUUGAUACUACGCCACGAUCCCAAUAAUCCGCAAGAUCAUCAAUCGCAAUUGAUAUUGCAGGCGCUGCUAAAAGGAGCUCUGCCCAAUGUAACCAUUAUCAAUGAACCAACACGGGCAGAUCCGAACAAGCCCACAGUUCAGGCGAUAGCUCCGCCGCCACAACAGCCGCCACAGCCACAGACAAUACAGGCCCAACCAGUGCUGCAGCAGUUGCCGAAAGUUAGUCCCGCUCCAAAGAUUGAAGUGAAGGUUGCCAACAGAAGGAUGUCAACUACUGUGCAUCCGGGCACCACCACCAUAAAGGCACCGGCCAUGUCCAUCAAGGCUAAUGAAGCCACCUUGACUUUUCCCCAAUUACCGCUGGCAUCGCAAGUGGUUGUCCAACAACAGCAGCCGCAGCAGCAGCAGCAGCAACAAACUCAGCAGACAGCGCAAGUGCCACAGACUACACAGACAGCACCGAUAGUCAGCAAUGGACAGCAGCGAUAUAUUGCUUUGCCGCCCAUUGAUCCGAGUACACAGCAAUUGUUCUGCCUGAAUAGUGUGACGAAUCAAAUAACCGCCAUGAGUGCUGGCCAGACAGCAGCAUCUAUUGGACCCACCGAACGUCUGUUAAUAGCUCCCGCGGGCAUUAAUGCCCAGCAACUGGCCCAGUGCCUACAACUCGGCCAAUUGCACUUUAAUGAUGUCAAUCCGCUGCCCACACCACAGACAUCGACUGCGUCCGGCACGACGACGACAACCCUCACGAUUCCAUUGAGGCCUCAACCACCGCAGCAGCAGAUUGUUCAUCCCAUACAGCCGAUAAGCAACGGACAGCUGGCCAUUACGACGACAGCAACGACGACUCUGACAACAAGCACCAGUACCACCACGACGACAGUGACCAAACAGGUGGCCAAUGUGGCUCCGAUUAUUGAUCAAAGUAAGGCAAAGUUGGAGCCCGUUGGAGCAAAGAAUUCUGCAGCUGGUGGAACGGGGGGAGCUGGUGCCGCCACCAGCACCACUGGAGCUGUGGUCAAGAAGAAACCAGUGCGUAAACCAAAAGCCACAUCAACAGCCGCUGAAUUGGCCAAUCUAAAGAAUGCCAGUGUGGUUAAGCCAAUGCCUAAAUUGGAUCCAUUGUCGCAGAAGCCCAACAACAAUCCCGUGCAAAUUGUCCAACCCAAUGUGGCUAGUGGUAAACAUAUGAUUGUGGUGGGAAGUUCCGGUUCAAGUCAGACCACGACGACAACAACAACCACAAUGAGUAGCAGUAUCCAACCAUUUCAGACGACAAGUGGUACAAAACUAAUCGGAGUGACGGCGCCCAUGCAACAGCAGCAGCAGCAGCAACCCAUUUCUAUUGGGUUACAUCAGCAGCAACGAAUUAACUUUAAUACGACGCUUACCACUGCAUCAGGAUCGACAGUGGCGGUGGUUAGUACUGCUCCAACAGCGACAAUUCCUUCUCCUGCAGCACCUACUGUGACUCAUUUGCAGGUGUUGCCAGCUCAACAGCAGCAGCAGCAGCAACCUCCCAAACAACAACAACAACAAUUGAGUACUGUUUCCCGUGUCCAAGCUAUUCAAGUAACAGCUCAAAUGCAACAGGUGCUCAAGCAGGUCCAGAUGCAGAUACAAUUUCUCAACAUCAAGCUGCAGAAUAAAACAUUUCUGCCAACCUUGCCUACAUCGUUGCCGGACAUGGAUGCAAAUGUAAUUGCUGCAUACAACAAACCGAUGACCGAUGCCGAGAUAAAUGUAGCCCUCCAGCGACUCUUUGCCGAGCAACAUCGUAUUUUGGCCUCUGGCAAAGAAGUCCCCACGCCAGAGGGCAUAUUGCCGACACCCAAUGGCAAUGGUAGCUUCAGUCUGAUGAUCCAACAGCAGCAGCAGCAACAGCAGCAAAUAUCCAGUGAAACGACAGUAAAAACAAUUGGUAAUGCAAUUGUGAUACCAGCCAAUGUGGUGCAGCCGAAUAAUCAUUCCACAACGACGACAACAACAACAGCAAUCGCUGGAUCGACGGGAACAGCGGCAACAGUAGUCAAUGUACAGCAACAGCAGCAGCAGCAGCAGAAUGCCGCCCAACGAAUACACAUCUAUCCCAUGCAACAUCAGCAGCAGCAGCAGCAGAUCAAUAAACAGAAAUUGGCACAGCAGAAAGCAACAACAUCUGCAAAUUUGGGUCAACACCAGCAGCAACAGCAACUGAAGUCCAAGGAUUCUAAUGUACAACGCAGCAAACUCAAUUCGGCAACUGCACAGCAACAACAACAACCUAAUGGAGCACUUACUGUGUUGCCGCAAAAAAUUAACUUGUUGCCAGUGGUGCAACAACAACAGCAGCAACAACAACCGCCUCUUAUCAAUAAUAAAAGUGGACCACCGCCACUUAUAUUUGCCAGUUCGUCCAGCAAUCUAAUGGCCAAUAGCAGUAACAGCAGCAGCAGCAACAAUAACAACAACAACAAUACGGCCAGCAGCAACAUAACAAUGUCUGCUGGCAAUUUGUUACCAAUGCCGCCAUUGCAACCACAGCAACAACAACAACAGCCAACAAUACAACAGGCAAUACAUCAGCAGCAACAACAACAACAACAACCUAUACAACAACAACCUCAGCUUUUGCCACCGCCUCCGCCACCAGCAGCAGCAGCAGUUGCAGCUCCAGCACCAACACCAAUCAUGACACCAGCAGUAGUGAGCAAUGCAACAGCAGCAACCGCGACUUUACUUCCUCCAGGAUUAAGCAAUUUAAUGCCCUCAUUACCAACGGUGCCCAUUUAUAUGCCAGGCAAGCCGGAUGAGUUGCCCACACCGAAGCCAAAAAUUGCACGCCUCUCCUUAUUUGUGCGACAACUGGAGGUGGAUCAAGAGAGCUGCCUUAAGCCCGACUAUGUGAAACCGUUCCGUACUAAGGAUGAGGCUGUCAAACGCUUGAUAAGAUACCAUUGCAUGCACGAAAACGAUGUGGAGUUGCCCUCUGACGAAGACGAAUUGUUCGAGGCGACCGCUGUGGGUUUCCAAGAUAAAUUCCGCCAGCUCAAUGGAAAAUUCCAAGAAAUACUCUAUCAGGAAUCAACGUUACCUCAUCGCACUUCGGAAUUGCUGCAGAUGCAACAGUUAAUGAUUGACGAUCUGAAAGGUGAAAUCAGCGACAUUAAGGAUUUCAAUCAACAGUUGAAAGAAGUGGUGCAGGCCAAUGAGGCGGCAGUAUGCAGUAGUUUGGAUAUACCUGCAUUAGAUGCUAAGGUGAAAGAGGAAAUCAAAUUAGAGCCAGAGGAUAGACCAGCCGUUAAUACGUCUGCCUCUUCUGAUGGCGGCGGCGUAGUGGAUAAAUUUGAUUUGCUAAAGAACAGUGCCGACGUGAAUACGGCCUAUAACAAGCAGCAGCAGCAACCCGCACCCUCGCAGCAGCAGCAGCAGCAGCAUCAGCAACUGAAGGUAGAGGAGAAUAAAACCGAAAUCCAAGAAACAGUUGUGAAGAGGGAGCGGGAACAACCCUCAUCAAACAAGGGCCAAACGAAAUAUAUCAAAAAGGACUUUGACAAUUUUGAUAUUGAAUCCGAAUUGACGCCAAGUUUCAUCAUGAAAAAGGUAGAACAUAAAAUGGAUGAGGAUAAUGGUGGCUAUGGUGAGAAAGCAAUGAUGGAUCAGACUCAGCCCCAGACCCAGUCACAACAACAAUCACAGAGUCAAGAGCAGCAGCAGCAGCAGCAACAACACCAAGAACAACAUCAACAGCAGCAGCAGCAGAACCACCAACAAGCACAUAUCAAAACAAGUGAGGUAGCAAAUGUGGAUCAGGAGGAUGGCUGGUAUUGUUUGCAAAAUGAACUCAAUCUGAUGAACAAUGAGUCUUUGCCCCAGCAUAAUGGACAACAUUCGUCACUUCCGCCACAUGGUCAGCAGCAGCCACCACAGCAGCAGCAACAGCAACAACACUUUCUCGAUAAUGCCACAAAUCACAUGGCCGAUCUCUUUCCCAAUGGCUGCAUUGACAAAAGCAAUCAGAGCAUUAGCAGCAGCAACAACAGCAGCUGUGCCAGUAGUGAGCACAAUGUGGCCACCAACAAUUCGGCGAAAAACUCAUCGUGCAGCGGCCAGCGACAACAACCAGUGGUGGCUAUGGUGGAAACAGAGCAACCAAAUCAACAUCCGGCCAUCAGUGAGUUCUUCAACAGCGACUCUGAUGUCCAGAAAUCUGUGGAGACGCGACUGGAGGCUAUGUUUGGAGAAUCCCCAGUUCAUUUGGAUGUAAAGACUAGUAAUGAUACGCAUGAUAUUGAAUCCAAUUUGGAUGAAAUAUUCGGUGACUCGAAAUCGCCGGCAACUAAUCAUAAAACUAAGUUGAAUAUGUGGGCAUCAGAUGGGGGAUUUAUGCAGCAGCCACAACAGCAGCAGCAGCAGCAGCAACAACAGCAACAAUAUGCCACACAACAGGCACAAACUGUGGUUGUGCAGCAACAACAACAACAACAGCAACAUCACAUUGAACUCAAUUGCAAUAAUAAUCCGCGUUGGAUGCAAAGCAUGGAGGCUCAUUACAGUGAUUUUAUGACAAGUAGCACCAGCACCGCCGAAAGUCAGUCACAGAAUCUAUUGGUGGUUAAUGGUAGUGAAUCACGCAAACGACACUGGGAUAGCCAAUUGAUGGGUGGCUCCAGCAGUGAUUUGGAGGAUGAUAAUAGCAGCAAACGUCUGUGCACAGCAUCGUCAACCUCAUCAUCGCCCAUGUCGUCGCAGCAACAUGUUCAGGUGGCACCACAUGGUCUCUUGGAUACUGAUAUGCUUGGCUUACAUGAUGGUCUGGCUGCUGUUAAUGGAUCAGCCAGUUGGAUGGAACAACAGCAGCAGCAACAACAACAACAGCAACAGCAACAUAGUUUUGCCAAUCAUCAGGCAUACACAAGUAUGAUGAAUCCACAGCAGCAGCAGCAGCAACAACAACAACAACAGCAGCAGCAGCAGCAACAACAAGAACAUCAUUACCAACAACAUAAUAUGCAACAACAAAUGCAGCAACAACAGCACCAGCAGCAACAACAUCAUCAACAACAGCAAAUGCAUGUCAAUCACUUGGGUGGAACAUCUGUAGUCACCGGAGAAUAUGACGAUGACAUUAGUCGCCAUGUGGCCAGUGCCAUCGAUAGCAUACUCAAUCUCCAGAACAGCGGCGAUUCGUUGCAAUUCUCGUUGGGUUCAUUUCUGGGUGACAGUAUUUUAGAUGAUCAACGUCAAGCGGCUAAUUUGCCUAGUUGCCAACAACAACAACAACAGCAGCAGCAGCAACAACAACAACAGGAACAGCAGCAGGUUGGUGGUACACGUCGGCGUCCGCUGGGCGAUGAAAUCGGUGACUGCCUGAUAAGCGGCGCUGGUUCAGCUGCAUCGGCGGUGACCGACAAUAGUGGCAAUCUGCUGCUAGACCAUCAUCAUCAUCAAUUGCUACAGAACCACAAUGUUAGCCAGCAGCAGCAGCAACAUCUGCAACAGCAUCAUCAUCAUCAUCACCAACAGCAGAGCCUAAGCCAAGCGCAGCCUCAGCAUAUGGGACAGAUAAAUGAUUUUAGUUGCGUUGGUGCCGGACUAGAUGAUCCGGUCAAGUCAAUAAUGACCUCUUGACUUGGGCCAGUGACGGCAGCAGCCGAUAGUGUUUCCAAUAGUCUCAUACUUGAGUUCAAUGCAACCACAUUAUGAGCAGCAGCAGCAGCAAGAACUGCCAAUUGUACAGGAACCUAUUUUUAGUUCAUUUUAGUUGAUGUUACUAACCCACCCACCCAUCCACCAACCCCCCCCCACAACUCCGCAUACCCAGUACUAAAUAAAAUGAGUUCCAUUUACGUACAUAGUAUAUACUAUAUCUAUCCUGAUCUGUACAACAUUAUUAGAUCCUAAGUUAAUAUACCUGUAGCAUGAAUUGUUUUUUAUUUCCUCUUUGAUUACUACUUCUUUCUUAUAUGUUUAGUCCAAUGUAUGUAAACUUGACUUGUACAAUACGAAACAAUGUUUUGUCAAGUGGUGCUGCUUGUCAAGUUAAAACAGACAACAAUAUUUUGUCAAGUGCUGCUUGUUACAAAAACAAAGAGAAAAAAAACAAAUGAAUAGAUUGUGAAAGAUUCAGAUAACUGCGGGGGGCAAAUUUUCUACUAUAACAAUAAAAAAAGCAAUUGAACCUUGGAGAAUUGAUCAUGAAACGACGAAUGGCAUUAAAUGCCACCACUAAAAUUGAGAAACUAAAUUAAAUAAAGGAUAAACAAUGAUGUAGCUACAAUAACAA
Messenger RNA from Drosophila willistoni, 10234 nucleotides. It is a transcript of the gene Bicra, whose product is annotated as mucin-5AC. Gene Ontology annotation, biological process: positive regulation of DNA-templated transcription. The coding region runs from base 16 to 9579 and encodes 3187 amino acids. The transcript has 8 exons. The record is from RefSeq and is a predicted model, not a curated record. Gene Ontology annotation, cellular component: SWI/SNF complex. Lineage: Eukaryota; Metazoa; Arthropoda; Insecta; Diptera; Drosophilidae.